Chironomus riparius is the source of this 6315-nucleotide messenger RNA. The record is from the annotation of a GenBank genome assembly. NCBI's taxonomy places the organism in Eukaryota, Metazoa, Arthropoda, Insecta, Diptera, Chironomidae.
GUCGUGUACUCAAACGGAGUUGGUUUGGCGAAAGAAACAGUUUUCAUGUCCGCUCGCGUGUGUUAUUUUCACUGUGAAAAUUAAAUUUCUAUUAUUUUUUUUUUUGAAAAAAGUGUGAACCAAAAAUUCUAUUUUAAAUUUUUCUGCAAGUUUUUCUUCAUUUCGAAUUGAGAAAAAAAAAUUUAAUUAAAAAGAAAGAAAGUGAGAAGAAAAUUAUUGUUUGUAAGUUUUUUGAAAGAAGAAGUGAAUUUUAUACAAAAAUUUCUCUUGAUAAUAUAGAAAAGGAAAAGAAAGGAAGUGAAUAAUGUGAAUAAAUUAAAAAGUGAAAUUUAAAAUCGAAACAAAGCAUAAAAGAACUUUUUUGUGUGAAAAAAAGAAAAAGAAUUAAAAAAAAUUGUCUGUGCAAAUUGAGAUGAAAAAUUACAGCAAUAUGGAGACUGGCUAUAUAAAUGAAGGUGGCCAAUUGAAGACCAAAAACAGUCAAAAGUACAUCAUAAAUCAGUAUAACAAUCCAGAGGGAUUCUACGUAACAAAGACUUGGGCCUUUUUAUAUUUCUUACUGCUCAUUAUCAUGAUGAUUCUUGCAGCCCUGCUGACAUAUCUCCUUUGCAUUCCAAAAACCUGCAUAACAGACAGCACGAAUGGAUCCAUAGAAACACAAGUUCAUACAGGAAGUCUGUGGAAUCCGUCGCCUAAUGGCGGCAGCUAUGAAAUUCAAUCAAACGGUGAUGGUGUGCUGAGCGAUCAAGCUAAGAACGAUGAUCCAAUUGUUAUAGAGGAUGAGAUUGAAUUUCCCGACGGUUGGACUCCAGUUCAUUAUGAUAUAUUACUAGAACCGCACAUAGAGAAUGCUACAAGUACGGGUAAUGUAAAUAUUUGGAUGAUUCGUGAUGAAAAAGUAAAAGAAGUAAAGCCAAUAAUUUUGGAUAUAACAGACAUCGAGAUCACAGACUGUAAGCUCUUCAGUCGUGACAAGAUAGAUAUUGAACAAUUUUUGGAUUAUACUUGUGAAUAUGGAAAUAAAAAUGAGAGCUAUGUGAUAAAUGUAAAAGAGACAAAAUUCAUGCCCACGAAUGUUUCGGUCCAGCUUAAUUUCACUAAUAAACUUGGAAGUACAUUGACUGGUUUCUAUAAGGGAUCAUUCAUCAAUGAGGAGACAAAGGAACCAAGUUCAUUUGUUAGCACUCAAUUUUCACCAAUUGAUGCACGACGUGCUUUUCCAGCACUCGAUCGCCCAUAUGCAAAGGCUACAUUCAAAAUUAGCUUAAUAAGACCGACAAAUAAGAGAAUUUCCAUCUCUAAUAUGCCAAUUGAGUCUACCGAAAAUGUCCGAGACGGCUUCAUUCGCGAAAAUUUUCAAAUUACACCAAAGAUGUCAACUUAUCUCGUUGCCUUUCAUAUUUCUGAUCUCAAACUUGGCAUGGAAUCGGAUGACAAUGAUGAAUCACUGCCGAAAAUAAAGAUGUAUGCACAACCGGAAUAUGAGAACAUGACAAACUUUUCUUAUCAACUCACGGCCGCAUCACUGCCAUUUUUUGAAAAAUACUUUGACAUUAAAUUUCGAUUACCAAAAAUUGACAUGGUCGCUGUUCCCGAUUUUGGAUUUAGUGGAAUGGAGAAUUGGGGUCUCAUCACAUUCAGAGAGUCAGCGUUGCUAGUUCCAGAGGAUAAGAAGAGUUCAUCAGUCUCACAACUACAUCGAGUUGCAAAAACUUUAGUCCAUGAAGUUGCUCAUCAGUGGUUUGGCAAUCUCGUCACAAUGGAAUGGUACGAUGAUCUCUGGCUGAAAGAAGGCUUCUCAACAUAUUUGCAUUAUGUCGCGACAGAUUCAAUUAAAUCUGAGUGGGAUUAUUUUAAAACAAUAACAAUUGCUGAAUUUGCAUUGGCAAUGCCAAAAGAUUGUGACUCAUCGUCUCGACCAAUUUCAUUUAAAGUUCGCACGAAGUCGGACAUUCGAAGAGUUUUCGAUCCCAUUUCGUAUUCAAAGGGAGCAUUGAUUAUUAAUAUGAUGAGAGGGUUCCUCGGCGAAGAAACAUUCAGGCUGGGUCUUCAGAAUUAUUUAAAGAAAUUUGAAUAUGGAAAUGCUGUCCAAGAUGAUCUAUGGGAAGCAAUGACUAUAACAGCACGAAAGGAAAGAGUUCUUCAGGAUAGCUUUAGUGUCAAAGAGAUUAUGGACUCAUGGACUGUUGAUAGUGCCGGAUUUCCUGUCGUGACUGUCAGUCGUAAUGAUACUGACAUUGUUUUGACACAACAGCGAUACUACUUGCCGUAUUUAAAUGAAACCGACACAACAAAAUGGUUCAUUCCAAUUUCACAUGCAUCAAGUCGUCGUCCUACUGGAUCAGAAAUCCCUGAGCAUUGGAUGUCGAAUACAGAUGAAGAAUUAGUCAUUGAAAAUAUUGUUGGUGAUAAUGAAUGGUUCCUUGUGAAUGUGAAUCGUACAGGCUAUUAUCGAGUCAAUUAUGACAAACUUUCAUGGAAAAAUUUAAUUCAAAAUUCAAUGAAGUUCUCAGACAUAACAAGGGCACAAUUGAUUGAUGACAGUUUUGCACUCGCACGAGCAAACUUGACAGGCUAUGAUAUUCCAAUUACUUUCGGUCUCAUUCUUCGUACAACGCCAUAUGAAUAUCUUCCAUUCUGGGCAUUUGCGAAUGGUUUGGAAUAUGUCACAAAUAUGAUUAGACGUGAAACUGCAUUUGAGAACUACAGAAGGGUCAUCAGAUAUAUUUUGAGAAGUGUCUACGAUGAAGUAGGAUUUGUAGAAUUACCAGACGACACAGACAUUGAUCUCCUUCAUCGUGCUCGAAUUGUUAAUUUAGCUUGUGAGUUUGGCAUUGAUCGUUGCACUGUCGCAGCUCAAUUGAAAUUCCGUGAAUGGAUUGCUGACAAAGCAAACAACAAAAUUCCACCAAACUUGAAAUCCACAAUUUAUUGCAUAACUCUACGUGAAGGCGGAGAGCAAGAAUGGAAUUUUGCACUCAAGAGAUUUGAAGACAGCAUAAAUGCAUCAGAAAAAGAGGUUAUUUUAGAUGCUUUAGGAUGCACUCAGAAGACAUGGUUGCUCUCAAAAUACCUCAACAUGACUGUUUCCCCUACUUCGCCAAUCAGAAAGCAAGAUGGUGCACGAGCAUUCCAAGCUGUUGCUCGAAACAUUGCUGGUGCUGAGAUUGCUUAUGAUUUCUUGUACACGAAUAUUAAAGAAAUUUCUGAAUACUUCGGUGAUGGUUUCUCAACAAUCUCAAAGAUGGUUGACGCUGUGACGAUAUUCAUGAACAAAGAUUACCACAAAGAGAACUUCCAACGAUUCGCAGAGAAGACAAACAAGCUUGGUCUCGUCGCAAUCGAGAAGAGCAUAAAGUUGGCUGAGAUUGAGAUUGAUAAGAAUAUAUAUUGGAGAAAUCAUAUUUACAAUCAACUUAAGGAUACAUUAGACAAGGCUGUCACCGAUUUAAGACUUGUAAAUUAAAGGCAUCGACAUCAAAAUAUUUUUGAUUACUUUUUGAGUAUUAAACAAAAAUUUCAUAUCAUUUCUUUAUUCUACGUUUAUUUAUUUGUUGAUGACUAUAAUUUCUUGUUUUCUUUGGGCGGGUGGUAUUGUGCUGUACUGAAGUGAUCGAUCGAGAAGAAAGGAAGUUAAAAGAAAUGAGAGAUUUUGUGUAUGAUAAUUUUUUUCCAUUAAAAAUGAAUUCUUUUAUAUGAGAAAAUGUGUUGAAAUAUUCAUUUUUUAUAUCUAUCUUUUUUUUUGUGAUACCGACAGUCACACAUUUUUCUAGUAAAUCAUACAUAGUUCAUUAAAAUUAUCAUCAGCUAUACCAGUCUUUUCUAGUUGAAUGAUGUUCUUAUUAAAUUUUAAAUGAUGGAAUUUCAUUGAUUGAGGAAUUUUAUAAGUAUGAGAAAAUAUUUCAUGACACUUGAGAUGAAGAUAAGAAAGAGUAUGGGAUGUUAAUUUGUAGUUGCGAUUUGAUCUGAAUAUAUUUUUAUAUGACGAGAAUUUGUAAAAUAUGAGAUCGAAUUUUAUGAUGUGAAUGAGGAAUAAAACUAAGAAGUUUAAACUUUUGUGAAAUUCACAUGAAUGUCUAUAAAAAUCACAUUCUCAGGAUCAAAUUUCAUUCAUAUUGUAUCCAUAAUUCAUCUAAUAUCCAUUGAAACAUUUUAAACUCAAUUUUAUCAAAAUCUUCAGAACCGAUUUUUAAUAAAAAUUUGAAAUAAAAUUAGUUUUAUGCUUCUGAUCAUCUUAAAAGCACCAAUCAAAAUUAAUUGAUAGAAUUUUCAUAAAUAUUCAAUUUUAAGAAAUAUUUUAAUUCACAUAAAAUCAUUAAAUUAUACAACAUCAAAAUAUUAUCACACUUUAAAUUCCACCGCUCACAAAUCUGUGAAAUAAUUAAAAUAAAAUACGUGAUUAGUAAAUUUUCGAUUCCAUUCAAGUUGACAUGAUUAAUUAAAUUAUAUAUCAGGUGCAUCGAAUCGGAUAAAACGUUUUGACACAAAUUAAAAGGUGUUUGGUAAACAUUCACUGACACUGUCAUUUCACAGCUCUAGUUGUGAAAGUUGGUGAUUGUAGAUUGACAUCAGACAAUUUGUUUUUUGUAGUCGAUCAAGAAAGUAAAAGUGAAGUUUAAUCUGCAGUGCUGUGGGAGGAUCUAGGGAAAUAAAAUCUUAAUCUUCAUCAAUGAAGUUCCUCUAAUUUUCGAUGAUAUCUUUAAGAUUGAUUUUAUUAUUUGAAAAACUAAUUUUCCUGGCAAGGAAAAAGUCAUAAACUUUCAUUCAAACAAUUUUAAGAUGUGGAAGUUUUCAAGGUAACUUGUCAACAACUAGGUUUGAAGUCUGGAUGACUAAAAUCUCAAAAUGGCAUUAAUUCCUGAAAAGCGUCCACAAUCUUUACUUGCUAUAAAACUCUUUUACUUUAAGGAGUCAAAAUAAAAUAAAAAUAAAAGAUAAACCAACGAUUAGGAUUAGAAACUAUAAUUAUUGAUUCAAUUAAUUAUGUAUGCAUAAAAUUGGUAGCUUCCUUAUUUCAUACACAUUCAUUAUGAAGAAAAUAUGAAGUUCAUCAUUUAAUUGUUAAGUUAGAACUUUGAGCAUUAAGGUAUCAUUUAAAUAUAAGUUUUUUUGUGAUUUUUGAAGUGAAAUGGAUUUUGCUAGGAUUUGAAAUUAAAUGAAGCUCAUGUCUGUGGCUUGAGCAUGACUAUUUUGUGACAUUAAAGAAUGUUCUUUUAAAAAGUUUGUUUGAAAUAGAAUUUUUGUUGAAAAACUAUGAAGCAAGGCAAUUUAUUAUCCAAAAUUUAGAGCACGUCGUUCCAUUUUCCAGCCAACAAAUAAAAGCUUGUUCUAGAAAUUUAAAAUUACAUAAAACACCGGCAAGAAUGAGGAAAUGUUGAUAAACAAUAAAAGAUUCUAUUUCUAGGCAAUCAAUUUCAUCAUCUUUCUAGCCAGAACCAUUUCGCUUUGAUGAUUUCACAAUAGUUUUUUCAUUACUUUCACUUUUCCUAAAAUGCAUAUAAAAAUUAUGUUUUUUUUUCUUUCAUUUACAAUUUAUACGAUAAAUAAACAAAUAAUUUUUUAUGAUUCGGCUGUGUUCUUAGUAGUUUGUUUUUGGAAAUGAAAGAAGAAAUAAAGGAACUUUCUUUUUGUUUAACAAAGAAAAAAAAAAUAAACAAAUAAUAUUUUUAAUUGAAAGGAAAAAAAAGUUAAAAACUAACGCAAAAAAAGAGAGAAAAAUACUAUUUAAGUGCUAGUCCCAAGAAGUAACAUGUAAAUUUAUAUUAUAUAUUUUUUGCCAUAUAUAAAGAAGAAUUAUGAAGGGUUAGGAACUAAAUGCGACACGACACGCGAGUGUUCAUGUGAAAAUAAAAUAACAUUUAAUAUUAAGAAAUAGAAAAAUCAGGCAAAAGUUAUUUGACAGUAAAUCAAAGAAGAAGAAGGAAGGAAUGCGUAAACAAGCAGAAAUUCUCAUCAUUAAUUAUGGUCUUGGAAAUUUACGAUAAUUGAAUUGGAUUUGUAAUGAAUUGAGUAUGAAGAAGUAAAGUGGUGUGCAUUGAUAAAAAUAACAAUCAAGUCAUAAAAUAAUAAGAAGUUCAAUAGAAAUGUGAAUCGUAUCAAUUAACUGAUAUCAUGAGAAUUAAAUUAAAAAUGCAAUUCCACUGCCAUUUAGAUGCUUGAUUAUUAUUAGCAUGUGGUUCAUUAGAUCAUCUUAUACAGUUUUUUGAUUGGCUGGAUUGUUGUAAUUGUAAUUGAUUAAGUAUAUCAUGUGGGGCAUUGUAAGGUUAACACUUAUGGAUCAGAUAGAUUUUCUUAAGUUGUAACCAGAGGUCGAAG